Messenger RNA from Amphimedon queenslandica, 1062 nucleotides. RefSeq names its product lysosomal thioesterase PPT2-A-like. The record is from RefSeq and is a predicted model, not a curated record. Gene Ontology annotation, molecular function: thiolester hydrolase activity. NCBI's taxonomy places the organism in Eukaryota, Metazoa, Porifera, Demospongiae, Haplosclerida, Niphatidae. The transcript is spliced from 9 exons. Gene Ontology annotation, cellular component: lysosome. Bases 73 to 927 code for a protein of 284 amino acids.
AGCUGACUCAGUCAAUUACACAGUCAUACUUUUAACUUGUCUCUUUGCCACUGAUCUACAGUGUACCUAGAUAUGUUAAGGAUAUUGCUGGCAGUCUUUGUUCUGUUCUCUUCAGUGAGACACUCAGUCUCUUACCGUCCAGUGAUUGUGAUGCACGGUGUACUAGCCGGAGCAUCUGACAUGGACUCGUUUGUUAGUAUGAUCAAGACAGCUCACCCUGGUACCGAGGUGACUGAUAUCAGUGAUUACAAUGACGCUAAUAGUCUUGUUAAUAUGAAUGAUCAAGUUAAAGGAGUUUAUUCAAAGAUGAAACCUGUAAUGGAUGCAGCUAAAGAUGGAGUAAACCUUGUCUGCUACUCACAAGGUGGUCUCGUUUGUCGUGGUGUCCUUGAGAAGUAUGGUCAUAAUGUCCAUACAUUCAUAUCCCUCUCUAGCCCUCAGGCUGGCCAAUUUGGAGAUACAGAUUAUCUUAAUUUCUUAUUUCCAACUUUCACAAGGGACAAUAUAUACUUGUUUUUUUAUACUGAUGCUGGCCAAGAGAUAUCAGUAGGAAACUACUGGAAUGACCCGUUCCAUCAUUCUGACUAUUUGUCGAAAAACAAGUUCCUUCCCUCCAUAACUAACAAUGCACCACAAGAAUACAAGGAUAACAUAUUGAAACUGCAGCAGGUGGUAUUUAUCGGUGGACCUGACGAUGGAGUUAUCACACCAUGGCAAUCAAGUCAUUUUGGUUUUUACAAGGAGAAGAGCGAUUCAGAAAUUGUUACCAUGACAGAGCAAGAGUACUACACUAAUGACGUAAUAGGACUCCAAACACUCAACAAUGCCGGUAAAAUUAAAGUGUACGAGAUACCAGGAGUUGAGCACACUCACUGGCACACCAAUCAGACCGUGUUUAAUGAUGCCAUCAUACAGUGGCUGGACUAGCACUGAACUCUGUGUGUUGUAUUUUAUCACUUUAAAGCUAAAUUUGUUACACGUUUCAUAGUUUUUGUCACAUUUCAUUUAUUCUUUUUCUUUAUUUUAUUUUUUAUUAGCUAAAGUAUCUGCAGUUUAAAAAAA